Rodentolepis nana is the source of this 459-nucleotide messenger RNA. The record is from the annotation of a GenBank genome assembly. NCBI's taxonomy places the organism in Eukaryota, Metazoa, Platyhelminthes, Cestoda, Cyclophyllidea, Hymenolepididae.
AUGGAGGAACAUACAACAGGACGCCCGUCAGUGGACCAAAUACUUCAUUCUGGACCGCAACGACACCAAAGACCCAGCCAGUAUCGACCAUUUAAAACCGGCAUAUCUGGAGCUUCCGACACCGAAACCCGAUUGGGAGGUGCGGCCGUUAAGAGGGAACGUCCAGUUGCUUGCAGGCAGCGUUCUUCUGUAGAACGAGGGAUAACGCUGACUUCGGAGCCGGUGUCAACCAGGAAUCUAAGCUUAGAAUUCCUGUCUAACACAUACAAUAGGCGACUGCGGGAAUGGCCAGGGUCAGUCGUCGCCUUUACUGCCUGGCGUGUUCUUUUCCCGACAGGCUGCGUUGUUGACGUUUGGGGUAUUGACACCAACGGGUACAUCUUCUGGCUCUAUCCUCAUAGGUUCGAUGGAAGUAGCAUACAGUGCCAUCAUGUACUGAUGGACUCCGACGCCUUCUAG